UUUUUCUUUUUUUCUCCCCUCGAUUUCCCUAAUUAUUGCAUUUCUCUUUAUAAUGCUAUCAAUCUAGCCCAUAUUUUCCUGUCCAUAUGCCUCGCUUUUUCUUGCCUUUGAACUACUCACUAUACACUUGAGCCUUCUCUGUUUUGUGGUUCAUCAACAACCCGCCGCCUCUAUUAGUUCUCUGAAAUCGAUCCCGUGCUCCAGAGAUGGUUACUAUAUUACCUGAGGGGAAGAAUAGUGCAGAAUGGCUUAGAACUCUUUUGCAUAGCAGCUUUGGACAUUGUGAUGAUCACCAACACCUUAGGUAUAAUGAGAAGAAUGUUUUCUGUAUAGAUUGUAAACUUAGCUUGUGCAGGCAUUGCAAAGAAGCUCAUACCCUCCAUAGAAGGAUACAGAUAUACAAAUACGUUUACCAAGAUGUUGUUCGGCAUUCAGAGCUGCAGAAGUAUUUUGACUGCUCAAGAAUUCAGACCUACAUAUCAAAUAAUGAAAAGAUCAUACACCUCAAUCCUCGGAGAUCAUUGAAGAGCCCCAAACCAUCAAGAAGAGAUAAUACAAGUGUUGAUGUAGGUACUCCUGAGUCUCAAUCCCAAGAUACCAAAGUGUCAAGCAAAUUAAAGUCAGGAGGUACUUGCGAAGAAUGCGGAAAGCAUUUACAAGAUGAGCGUAACUGCUUCUGUUCCAUAUCAUGCAAGAUCUCAGUGCUUUCAGCGGAGCCCAAAUUAAUCAAAUCUCCAAAAUCUGAAGUUUCUGACCAUUCUCUGAAUGAUAAUCAGAACUCAGAAACUGAGUCAUCAAUAUCUGAGGCAGAGCCAUAUGAGAGAGCUGAAGUUGUGAUUCCAAGAAAACGCCCAAGAAAAGCCAUCCCUCACAGAUCACCUUUUGUUUCGAAUUCUUAAAAUUAUCAUCACAUUUUCUGCUCUUUCCUUCCAAUGUGAUUUUAUUUUCCUCCCAUUUUUUGGACAAGUUCUGUUGAAACUUCUUUGGGGAAACUCAACCCCACUAUUCCUCAUAUUGGAUUACAUAGCUGCGAGGUUGAGAUUCUCUUGCUAUGAGAAAAGUAACAUAGUGAGCUUGUACAGCAUAAGGGCAAUAGUACAAUUGAAAUUGAUGUUCUUAUGUGGAAACUUUGAAUCUAUAUAGCAAGACUUUUUAUGAAA
Prosopis cineraria is the source of this 1160-nucleotide messenger RNA. Its product is annotated as protein RGF1 INDUCIBLE TRANSCRIPTION FACTOR 1-like. Gene Ontology annotation, molecular function: zinc ion binding. The transcript has 4 exons. The coding region runs from base 207 to 899 and encodes 230 amino acids. The record is from RefSeq and is a predicted model, not a curated record. NCBI's taxonomy places the organism in Eukaryota, Viridiplantae, Streptophyta, Magnoliopsida, Fabales, Fabaceae.